Messenger RNA from Myzus persicae (green peach aphid), 2867 nucleotides. RefSeq lists its product as uncharacterized. The record is from RefSeq and is a predicted model, not a curated record. The transcript is spliced from 2 exons. NCBI's taxonomy places the organism in Eukaryota, Metazoa, Arthropoda, Insecta, Hemiptera, Aphididae. Gene Ontology annotation, molecular function: nucleic acid binding. Bases 374 to 1168 code for a protein of 264 amino acids.
AUAUACGUGAUGACGAUUUACUUUUGAAUUAAAAAAAAAAAUUCAUUUAAUAUAUAAUUAAUUAUAUAUGUUAUCGGCAAAGUGUUGAAUCGGGUAUUAUAUAGAAAUCCUAGGUAUUCUAUAGAAUGCCAAAAAUGAGCAGUAAAAGUAUAAAAUACAUACAAUAACUAGGUAUUCUAUAGAUUACCUAACCUCAAGCAGGAAAAGUAUACAAUCAAUAUAAAACUUCACCUAACCUUUGAAAUCAAUGAUUAAUGCUUAUCUUGACGACUAUCUUAUCGCAUAUAUAGGGAUAGCACGACGUGUGCGAUGCAUUAUCGUUAUUAUUAAGUAAUACUAUUAUUAUGUUGUUCGUGUAUACGGGAAAACAUGGAUGCAAACAGAAAAAAAUUCUCAUUGGAGUCAAGGAUUAAGAUUCAUUCAAUUAAUGAAAAAUAGGACAUUACAUUCUGGGAUUAAGAUGUCACCAUAUGAGGCAUUAUUUGGUUGUAAAGUCAAGGUUGGGCUUAGUACAUCAAAUUUACCGAAAGAAGUAGUCGACAAUUUAGAAAACGAAGAACAAUUACUAGAAAUAUUUGAAAAAAAUGAACUUAAAUAUGAUGAUCCAAUACUUCCCGAUAAUAGCAAUCAUUAUGAAAAUAUCCAAGAAAAUUCAAUUCAAGAUACAAUUCCUACAAUUCAAUCAAAUAACGCAAAUGCCAUGGAUAAUCAAAGAAAGGCUAAAGAAAAUCUUGAAAAUCAGGCAGUUAAAAUGAAAACAUGGUCAGAUAAAAAACUUAAACCGGCUGAAGUAGGUGCUACAGUUAGAGUUCCAGUUCCCGAUGUGGACAAAGGUCGCGGAGAUGUUCGAAAUAUUUUAGCUGUUGUUAUAGAGGUAACAGUUGAUGGGUAUUAUAGAUUAGGGACUAAGGAAGGGCUUUUAAAAUCUUUAUAUUCAAGGUCUCAAUUUUCAAUAUGCCAAAAAAAUAUAAUAACAAUUGACCAAGUUCCAAGAGAAAAUACAUUUGCUUUACGCACAAUUGCAACUCAACAAUCUACAGGAACUGGACAAGAUUUUAUAAAAUGCACAUGCAAGACAAAGUGUCAAUCCAAAAAAUGUUUAUGCGUAAAGAAUAAUAUUUUAUGCAGUUCGAAAUGCCAUUCAUCAUCUGUAUGCUGUAAUAAAUGAAUAAUAACCGCAAUAAAUAAUAAUAAACAUAUUUUGAUUUAAUACAUUACCUAACAUAGUAUUGGCAUUCUAUAAAAAUCCUGGUAAAUCUAUAGAUUUCCUAGGCAUAAUAUAAAUUAACAUUCAAAUUUAAUACAUUGCCAAAUAGUUCAAGGAAUUAUAUAGAACGCCUAGGAAAUUUAUAGAAUGCCUAUAUUCAACACUUUGCCGGUAACAUAUAAAUAGCUUAUGAACGAUAUCGUUAAAGUUACAGAAUACAGUCCGUUCUUUUCAAAACUUUUGUUUUUUUAUGUCUUCAAAAACAUCAGCACUUCUUGAUAUUAAUCAUUUUUUAUUUGAUCUUAAAUAUUUUCAUAAUGGGUGUUAAGUGUUAAAAUAAUUACUCUGAGUAGUACCUAUGUAGGAUAUCUCAACUUCAUGUACACGAAAGUACUCGAUGUAGAAUGACAAUGUUGUGUACGUUUCCUCACCACUUUCACUUGUUAAACAACAUAAUAUUACAUCGUCCAUGUUGUUUAAAAGUAUGAGGUAAUACCCAUGGGCCAUAGUGGGUUUUUUUUUCAUUGUCGUGUCUCUAGUAGGCUUAAUCCACGCCGUAAACGAGAACUUUGUUCGACUACAUUAAUAAUUUACAUACCUAUACAAGUACAGAAUUUUCUCUCGUAUAGUCUACGUCUUGAUAUAAAAUGAAAACAUAAAUAUCGAAUCAUACAUUUAAUACAUCAAUAUAUGUGCGUGCCCAACGUAUAAGUUUUAAUUUAUAAUUUUUCAAAAGUAUCAUGGCAUUCGCCGAUUUUUAACUUACCACUUUACCAGUGUUAAAUUUAAGUUUAUUUUAUUCUCUGGAAAAGGCAAGUAAGGCUGCAGGCAGCGAGAGAUUUGUAUUUUUAUCGUAUAAUUAAGUUCAGGGAGUCAAAACGGGUUAAUUCAGUCAAUCUCGGCCCUCGUGUAUUGAGUCCUCAGCUCAAAACUGCCAAACAUUUUUUUGUUGGUUAUGUAAAAAUUAUUUUUUGAAAAAUUUUAAGAAUUAAUAAUUAGAAAAGAAAUCGGAAAGACAUAAAUAACAUUCAUGAAGGUAAAAAAAAGUAAUGUACCAAUAUUAAUUUAUUACUUUUCAAACAAAAUUAAAACAAUAAAAAUCAUAACUCAAUAAGAAAUAAACAAUUUUAACUUAUGGUUAGUUUCGUAUUAUAAUAUUGAUUAAGAGAAAAUUAACAUCACACUAUUUAGCCAACAUUUUACUAUAUUUUAUUAUAAUAAAAAAUGCAAAUAAAUUGUUCAUGUACGUUUUAUAUUAUAUUUGUAUACUGAUAAGCACGACCAUUAGAAUUAAUACUAAGUAGGUAAAGCCUGCACCUAUAGUCAGGGCAGUCCUUAGGACUGCAGAUCCCAGGGCAAAUACCAUAUUCAGGGCCUAAAGCUGUAAAUUAAUUUAGACAAAAAAGAAAACUAAUUUUAUGAAGUAAAGACGACUAAAAAUAAAAAUGACGGAUGUACAAGCAAAUAAUUUGUAAAUUAGUAAAAAAUAAAUAUGAUUUACCUAACUCUUUAUACGGAAUUUAUCGACAUGAAAAACAGUAAACUCAAUUAUAUGGGUACUAAUACUAUACUACUAAUAUUGUAUCAUCAUUGUAUCAUUCACUCAGAUGGUUGCAUUAACACAUUAUAAAAUGUAAAGGAAAAUGAAAAUAUAUUAUUU